AACACAAAGGCUGGAUCCCCCCUCUGGUUUGUAAGUGGUACAGUCCACUGGUAAAAUUCCGAGAAUUGUGAACUGCGUGUUCUCAGAAGAGUUCUUCCAAGAACUGUCUUCGCUGGACACUUCCAAGAAAAUUACACCAGUUAACUUAGUCAAUAUGUCAAGUGCAGCAGACGGCUGCAUCACGUUCACUCGGCAUGCCGGUGAUGUGCUGUUUAACUUCAACCGCCUGCGCAGCAGAAACAUCCUGACUGACGUCACCAUUCUGGUUGGUGGGCAGCAGUUUCAGGCACAUAAGACGGUUUUGAUGGCAUGCAGCGGCCUCUUUUACUCCAUGUUUGCCGAUACCCAUAAAGCCAACCUGAGCGUGAUUAGUUUAGAUCCAAACGUGGACCCUAAUGGCUUUGACAUACUUCUGGAGUUUAUGUAUACGUCUUGUCUCACCCUUAAAGAUAACUUCAUUAUAGCCACCCUCAACACAGCCACAUACCUGCAGAUGGACCACGUGAUGGACACCUGCCAGAGGUUCAUGGACUCCAGGGGCAUCUGUGUGAGUCAGACCAGAGCGGAGAUGCCAGGCUGUUUAACUCCAGAAGCUCCAUUUAUCCAUAGCAAUGCCUUUACCCGGCCUUCCUCUGUUAACAUGAGCUCUUAUGGUCCUCCCAGCCUGCACUAUGCAGUCAGCACUUCCACUGAAAGCCCUACUCGCUUCUACAGACAUCUUCCUUUCCCCCUGGAGACCUCUGGCACCACAAACCCUCUCUGGCAGAUGCCAAAGAGCGGUGUAAUAGCCCGUCAGCAGCACUCUGCUCUAGACGUCAGAGUCUCGACUAAGACGGUGACUGCCGGAGGAGCCGUGGAGACCAGAGAGAGGAUCCGUCCGUCGGUGCUUUUCCGUUCGGCUCGGGCUGACGGAGACAUAAAGAGAGCUUCAGGGGUGGAGAACAUUGAACCUUCACACACCAGUGGUCCCGAGAGCCCUCUUAGAUCAGACUGCCAACCAAACUCACCCGCAGAGUCUAGCGGCUGUACCCGAGGGGCGGCUUCUCCUCAAACCUCUAUCGGUGAUCCGAAGGUCCGCAAUUGGAAGAAAUACAAGUUCAUUGUACUUAACUCCGCUGAAGGAGUUAAUGGUCAUGGCUCAGAAACGCCAUCUCACGUAGUUACCACUAAAAAGAGCAAUGAAGAGGAAACUAAAAGUCAGCUCGAUAUCAACAGCAGUUCUACAGAUGAAUACAUUCACAAAGAGGAACCCAGCACUUUGACAGAAGAUGGCAGUAUGGGAGACACAAAAUUAGAAAGCGGCAGACUGUACUGCACUGAAUGUGAUUCUAAAAGUGAAUCUGAGAUGGAGAAGCAUCAGUGGCUACAGGACGGAAAGGCAUACAAAUGUGAACGCUGCCAAGCUAUGUUUCGCUAUAAAGGAAACCUGGCAACCCACAAGACUGUCCACACAGGGGAGAAACCAUACCGUUGCAAUGUUUGUGGAGCUCAAUUCAACAGACCUGCAAAUCUCAAGACCCAUUCACGCAUACACUCAGGAGAAAAACCAUACAAAUGCGAAACCUGCGGAUCUUGCUUCGUCCAGGUGGCUCAUCUAAGGGCUCAUGUACUGAUCCACACUGGAGAGAAGCCGUACCCAUGUGACGUCUGUGGCACACGUUUCCGUCAUCUUCAGACGCUGAAGAGUCACCUACGAAUACACACAGGAGAGAAACCUUAUCAUUGUGAGAACUGUGAACUUCACUUCCGCCACAAGAGUCAACUGCGACUGCAUCUGCGGCAGAAACACGGGGCCGUCACAAACACCAAAGUCCAGUACCGCAGAACCAGAGCAGACGUGCCUGUCAGCUCACCCAUAACCUCUUGAAAACAAUAAUGCUGUUUAAAGACUUUAUUAAACUAUUUUUGAGAGGUCUAUGAUAGACUUCUGGUCCAUUAGUGGUACUUACACAUAAAAAGCCAUUGAAUAAUACAAAUGCCUCAAUAUUAUUUCUGUGGUGUCGGUUUGUUUACCCGUACGGUGAAUUUAGAAAUUGUAUGUUAAAUAUGCAGGAUUAGUUCACCAGCAUGUUAUGCGCUUCUUCAUAUAUUUCCUGUCAGAUCUGCAGAAGAUGCAUGAUUUUACACUGAUAUCACUGUGUGUUUGCAAUUUAAUAACAAUGUAAACUUUGGCUUUCAAGUAUUGAAAAUUAAGCUAUUGUUAAUACAGACUGCAGUGUCUGAUUUUAAGACUGGAUUUGGGCAAUAUUUGAACAUAAAUAUAUCUUUAUUAUUUAUUUUUCUUUUCAAAGAGUACUAUUUCUUUUUUAGCCAAACAGCACUGUAUAUAAUAUGUAAUAUUGGUAUAAAGGAUCAUUGCUUUUGCAAUUAUGUAAAUAUUUAAUCAAACCUCUGCUAUGGGAGCUGUUCAAUGUGGUACAUUUAAAGAGCUUUACACUGUCGAACAAAUAUAUUGUAUUUAGGCACAUUUGAUACUGUACAACAGUUUUGGUACUAGAGGGACAUAUGUCCUUAAAAUUAAAUGUUUGAUACUAAACAAA
Paramisgurnus dabryanus is the source of this 2540-nucleotide messenger RNA. It is a transcript of the gene bcl6ab, whose product is annotated as BCL6A transcription repressor b. Gene Ontology annotation, molecular function: DNA-binding transcription factor activity, RNA polymerase II-specific; RNA polymerase II cis-regulatory region sequence-specific DNA binding; protein binding. NCBI's taxonomy places the organism in Eukaryota, Metazoa, Chordata, Actinopteri, Cypriniformes, Cobitidae. The record is from RefSeq and is a predicted model, not a curated record. Gene Ontology annotation, biological process: regulation of transcription by RNA polymerase II.